Vidua macroura (Pin-tailed whydah) is the source of this 553-nucleotide messenger RNA. It is a transcript of the gene NDUFC1, whose product is annotated as NADH:ubiquinone oxidoreductase subunit C1. The record is from RefSeq and is a predicted model, not a curated record. Bases 16 to 384 code for a protein of 122 amino acids. Gene Ontology annotation, cellular component: mitochondrion. NCBI's taxonomy places the organism in Eukaryota, Metazoa, Chordata, Aves, Passeriformes, Viduidae. The transcript is spliced from 4 exons.
GAAGAGCCGGGAGCCAUGGGUUUGCGCAGGGUCCGCCGGGUCUGGCGCGGCGGAGCUCGCCGGGUACGGGUCGUCGGGCACGGGCGGGGCGGGGCGGUCCCACCCCCGCGGGCGGAGCCGGGUCCGGUGGACAAGAUGGCGGCGGGCCUGAGGGCGGUGAGGCGCUGGCGGCUGGUGGCGGCAGCGCCCAGCCUUGCUUUUACUCGUUCUGCAUUUGUUGUGAGACAACCGAAUAAUGCCCAACCAAACUGGCUGGGAGUUGGCUUGGCGUUUGGCACCAGUGCUGCCGUGUGGGGUCUUCUUGUCAAGCAGCAUAAUGAAGAUGUAAUGGAAUAUGAAAGAAGAAAACAAGCGAGAGGACAUAAGUGUACAGAAUGCUCAUAGCUGACGACAUGAUCACAAAGAGAUGUGCAGUGCAGGGCCAAGUUAUGUGAUUGUUGUCCUACAAAUAAAUGAGCGCAGAAGACGUGAAAAGUUAUCUGAUUUCUUGUAUGUUCAUACAUUUCAUGUGCAUGAUUAAAAAUAAAUUAUAAACUCUAGAAGAAACCUGAAA